This is a messenger RNA of Doryrhamphus excisus (bluestripe pipefish), 1115 nucleotides long. RefSeq names its product TNF superfamily member 13b (gene tnfsf13b). NCBI's taxonomy places the organism in Eukaryota, Metazoa, Chordata, Actinopteri, Syngnathiformes, Syngnathidae. Gene Ontology annotation, molecular function: tumor necrosis factor receptor binding; receptor ligand activity. Gene Ontology annotation, cellular component: membrane. Gene Ontology annotation, biological process: immune response; positive regulation of B cell proliferation. The record is from RefSeq and is a predicted model, not a curated record.
ACUAAAAAGUGUGGCUGAUGAACGUUGACUGAAAUGGGGUCGCCGCUGAGGCAGGAAGUUAGCUGUGGUUAGCGGAGCGGAACAAGGAGGGGCAGCGGCCCGGCUACUCUAUUCAUCAGCCAGGAAUGAAACGAAUGUGAAACCUAAAUGGAUCUGUGGCGCUCUUAGUCAAGAAGUGGCUCCCAUCCCUCCGGUCUGAUUCAGCCAUGGCGCCGACGUGAGAUGCCAUUGAGACCAUGGCAACCGGUCCGCAUGUGGAUCCCAAGAUGGCGCAGGAGUCAGGGGAAACCCGAUGGCCGUCUUGGCCGUUCUUGCUGCUGGCGCUUGCUGCCGUCACGUCCUCUUUGUCAGCUCUGUCCUUGUACCAGCUGAUGGUCCUCAGGGCUGAGGUGGAGGUGCUGAAGUCGGAGGUGUGUCGCAGGAGGGAGGAGAGUCAGGAGGCCAAGUGUGGAGACCAGGCUGAGGAUAUCGGUCAUGGGAGAAGCAGCCCCACAGACGCUCAACACGUUUUCGCUCUUAUGAGGAGGAGGAGGAUGGUCUCGGGGGCGGACACGUCAGUUUCUAUGUCUUGUCUGCAGUUGUUGGCGAACAAAAGCAGGAAAACCUUCCGGAAAGACUUUGCCCUUGAGCCAUACACGGGCAUCCCUUGGCAGACCGGCCUGAGGAGAGGCUCAGCGUUGGAGGCCGUAGGGGACAGCAUGCAGGUCCAAGAGGAGGGCUUCUUCUUUGUCUACAGUCAGGUGUACUACAUGGACAGCACGUUUGCAAUGGGCCACGUGGUCAUCCGGAGGAAGAGGACGGUGGUGGGUGACGAGGCUCAGUAUGUGAUCCUGUUCCGCUGCAUCCAGACCAUGAACCCUGUGUACCCGUACAACACCUGCUACACUGGAGGUGUUGUGAAGCUGGACGUGGGCGACCAGUUAGAGCUGUUGAUCCCCAGGUCCACGGCCAACGUGUCGCUGGACGGCGAGGCCACCUUCCUGGGUGCUGUCAAGCUGGCUUAAAGGUUGUCACCUCACAUGAGAAGCACCCUGGUCCUGGCACGCCACGUUCAAUGCUGGCCGACGUUUGGGUUCUUACCUUUUUAUCCUGCAUCCAUUUGCCUGGAGCUGCAU